AUGGCAGCGACCAAAAACGAAGUCGCCAAAUCCUCAGCAUGGCUGCUGGAGAAAGCCCAGAAUGCUGCGAAUGCGUCUGGCACUGGACCAGAAGCCGUCGCGAAGAUCCUACAAAAAGCGAAGGAGCAGAAGGAAGCGAACAAUGAGGAGCAUCAGAAGAGGAUGGGCCUUCUGAGCAAGAAGAUGACGGAUCUGCGAGCAAAGCACGAGAUGAACCCGUUCAAGAACGCAGAGCAGCCCCCGCUACAGAAAGCUGACAAGCCUAAAAAGCUAAAAGUAAAUACGAAGGAGCUGGGCAAGGCGCAGGCUAAGUCUUCGACUCCGACCCCGAUCCAGAAGAAGCCACAGGAGAAAGACUCUGAAAAUCGAUCUAAUCCUUCAUCUCUUCCAUGCAAGAUGAGGAAGCAGAGGGAGCCUUUGAAAGACGAGCAGAAGCAACCUCCUAAGGACGAGCCGAAGAGUGCGACGUUUGCAGAAUCAUCGACUGCAGACGCUUCACGAGAGCGGACGGCUGCUACCACUUCAAGGGCUGCAACGUCAGCAACGUCAACCAACGCAUCAGACUCAGAAAUUGUGCCAUUUAACGACCUCUUCAUCUCAGACGAUCCAGACGACAAAUUCCCCAUCGCAAAAUCGCUGCCAUCCUGGUACGCAUCCAUCCAUGUCAAAGACCCCAGAAUGGAAGCCAUGACCAAAAAGCGGCCCCUCGCACUCGUAACCCUCCAAGCCCUCAAAGCCGCCCUAGGCGAUUGCGAAAAGCCCAACAAAUCUCCUGCCGAACUCGAAAUCCUCUACGACAAGAUCCGCGACCUUAUCCACAAAGCCGAAAUCGACAUCCAAGUCUCUCAAGUGCUACUCCGCAAAGCCAUGACUCUAAGCCCAGACUACGGUCUCCCGCGCAUCUUCAAACCAGGCACGAAUUUCCCAUGGGAUUUGAAGGCGGAUGCUUAUCGACUGUAUAAGCGCUGGUACAAGUGCGAUCUUAAUCAAGAUAUACUGCGGGGUAUCGUACCGCAUAAGGGGGAUAACAGGACGAGUGACCGGCUGGAUGAUACGUACCGGGCUCAGUUUCCCACGACUCCGAAAUAUUAUGGCGAGGGGGAGUUGGUGCUGGGUCAGUGGUGGCCCACGCAACUUUGUACCGUGCGCGAUGGCGCUCAUGGGUCCGCUCAGGGAGGUAUCUACGGCGAGCGCGAUAAAGGUGCUUAUUCCAUUGUGCUCUCAGGCGGAAACCCGUAUCACGAUGUCGACAACGGCGGCACUAUCGAAUACUCUGGCACCGAAGGACGCAAUUCGAUACCUACAGAGAAUACCCUGCACCUACUUAAAUCCGCGGAACUGGUCAACCCCAUUCGCGUCAUUCGAUCGGCGCAGCUGAAUAAAAAGAAUCCUUUCCGACCGGAAUUGGGACUGAGGUACGAUGGCUUGUAUAUAGUGAGGGGGUAUACACUGGUGGAUAGGGAGAAGGCUAUGUAUAGGUUCAGGCUAGAGAGGUGUGAGGGGCAGGAGGGGAUUAGGUGGCAGGGGAAGGGGAGGAGACCGACGGAGUAUGAGUGUAGGGAGUUUAGGCGGUUGAAGGAUAAGGGUGUUGGUGUUAGUUGGUAG
This is a messenger RNA of Alternaria rosae, 1605 nucleotides long. Its product is annotated as PUA-like domain-containing protein. Gene Ontology annotation, biological process: protein ubiquitination; negative regulation of gene expression via chromosomal CpG island methylation. Bases 1 to 1605 code for a protein of 534 amino acids. Gene Ontology annotation, molecular function: ubiquitin protein ligase activity. Lineage: Eukaryota; Fungi; Ascomycota; Dothideomycetes; Pleosporales; Pleosporaceae. The transcript has 2 exons. The record is from RefSeq and is a predicted model, not a curated record.